AUGGUGUCCGGAACACCCCCCAACCCUUCGUCAUAUGACGCAUGCUACAUCGAUUCACGCCGCGCGUUCAUUUCUGACUACCUCGAGUACGUUGGUAGCGAUGCGGUUGCCAAAUGGGAUGACUGCCUCAAGAUGGCCUUCGAGCAAGUCAUGGAGAGCCUCGAAGACAGAGGCCGUAAACGGGUCAGCCACGACUGGCUAGAGUAUGAAGCAGAUCGUGUCGCCUGGCAAAAGCUCUUCAGCGAAAUCGCCACCGAAGCUGUCGAAUGGCCCUUCACCAUACCAUCCAAGUUUGAUGCACCCAACAAGAUCGCAGAGGGUAUCUCGCCAACGUAUCAGAAUUGGCGUCUGGCCCGUGGACUCCGUGUAUGCGACGUCGAUCGUCGAGAUAAGCCGGAAGUGCCGUCUCUGGAACAGCGAAACCACGUCUGGAAUAACGAUCCAUACUAUCCCCGUGAAAUGGUGGCUCCCAUCACUGGUCCAUUCCAGAUCGCACUCCCACUCUGGAUCGAUCUCUACAACCUUGUUUUUGGGGAACACAAUCAGCUCCUUGAAGAAAUCAACAACGAAAUCGUCCCCCCUCACCUGGAGAUCUCAUGGAUUGACGACGACCAAGACUGUAUCACUUUGGUUGUUGGAUUCAGCCGUACCACCUGCGUCAACCCUGGUAGCGAGGGGAUCGCUGAUACGAUCAGAUGCCUUUGGCAGUCCGUCGUCGACUGGGCGAUUGAAGCCUACUACGGCGGGACAAUGUCGCUAGCGACGUUUCUUCGCGUGCGUAAGGCCAUGCCUGUCGUUCACAGCCGUUCCUACCACAGCAGCCGGGGGUUGACCUCCAUGACCAGCAGUGCAUAUGCCGAAGUCCAAUCCGAGGCACUGUAUUCCAUCAGGAACGCGCAUGAGAAGCGAAAUUUCAUCGCAGAGUGCCGUGCCGAGAUUUUGGAGAUUGUUGAGAAGCCCCUGGCCGAGGCCAAGACCGAACUUAGCCGCUGGGUUCUCCGUGGAUACUCAUCGGAGGUUGACGAUCGAGUUCGAGUGGCACGAGAGAUCUGGGUGUCUAGUACCACAGAUGAGAGAACCAUUCAGGAAGCGUUUGUCUGGUCGUGGGGCCCGCAUGACAUGGCGACCAUCUCCGUCGAGAACCCUUCCGCCGAGAGCUCCUUCGCCGACAAUGACUCUUCUACCGAUGAGUAG
Molecule: messenger RNA, 1194 nt
Organism: Fusarium verticillioides 7600
Lineage: Eukaryota; Fungi; Ascomycota; Sordariomycetes; Hypocreales; Nectriaceae
Exons: 2
Coding region: 1-1194 (397 amino acids)
Source: RefSeq, a predicted model, not a curated record